Colossoma macropomum (tambaqui) is the source of this 3453-nucleotide messenger RNA. It is a transcript of the gene sh3bp1, whose product is annotated as SH3-domain binding protein 1. The record is from RefSeq and is a predicted model, not a curated record. The transcript is spliced from 18 exons. Gene Ontology annotation, molecular function: GTPase activator activity; protein binding. Lineage: Eukaryota; Metazoa; Chordata; Actinopteri; Characiformes; Serrasalmidae. Gene Ontology annotation, cellular component: cytosol; intracellular anatomical structure; cytoplasm. Bases 203 to 2287 code for a protein of 694 amino acids. Gene Ontology annotation, biological process: regulation of actin cytoskeleton organization; signal transduction; regulation of Rac protein signal transduction.
UCUGACCUGAUGAGGCGUGUGCAUAUAAGAAGUCUAGCUGUGAAGUGUUUCAAAUGGAGAACUCAAGUGAAUGACAUUGUUUUCUCCAUUUAUAUGAAUCCUAAGGCAAUAUCCACCAUCAAAUGAAAGUGAGGAGCCUCUGACGUGAGCUUGAGAAAACAAACUACAGGAGUGGUUGUACGGAAAGUUAAUCAUCAUAACAAUGCUCAAACAAUUUAACCUCCUGAAGCAGUUUGGAGGUGUGGGGAAGUCUCAGGAUGCAACAGAUCUUCUCUCAGAGGAUUUGGUUUUGGUGGAGCAGCGUGUGGAGCCAGCGAGGAAAGCCGCCCAGAUCAUUCAUAAGAAGCUGACCAGCUGCCUUCAGAGUCAGCAGGGCCUGGAUUCAGACAAACGCAUGAAAAAGCUCCCUCUCAUGAUGCUUUCUGUCAGUAUGGCUGAGAGCUUUAAAGAUUUUGAUGCUGAAUCUUCUAUUAGGAAAGUUCUGGAAAUGUGCUGCUUCAUGCAAAAUUUUCUGGCACAAACUUUGGCAGAUUUUGAGAUGAAGUUGGAAAAAGAUGUUCUGGAGCCUCUAAAUAAACUCAGUGAGGAAGACCUUCCUGAGAUUUUGAGAAACAAGAAGCAGUUUGCUAAACUCACAACAGACUGGCACAAUGCACGCACCAGAUCCCAAGCUAGUACGGGUCCUCAGGCCAAGCAGGAUGGACUGAGGGAGGAAGUGGAGGAGGCCUGGAGGAGACUAGAGUCAAUCAAGGAUCAGUAUUCAGCAGAUCUCUACCAUUUCGCCACUAAAGAGGAUGAGUAUGCUAACUACUUCAUUCGUCUCUUAGAACUCCAGGCCGAACACCACAGAGUCUCCUAUGAAUUCUUAGAAAAAAACAUCACUGAGCUCAAGGAAAGUCAUAGUCAAUCAGAGCCCCAGGUGGGUGUUUCCGCAGGACAAGUGUAUGGAGAGUCUCUGCUCUCUCACCUGAAGAGCUCUGGCCGAGACAUUGCUCUGCCCAUUCAGGAGUGUGUUAACAUGCUGCUACAUACAGGACUUAGAGAAGAGGGUUUGUUCAGACUGGCAGCAGCUGCCUCGGUGGUGAAGAAGCUGAAGAGCAGCUUGGACUCAGGGACAGUGGAUCACACUGAGUUCAACGCAGACCCACAUGCAGUAGCAGGCGCUCUGAAGUCUUACCUGAGAGAACUACCAGAACCUCUCAUGACGUCUGAACUGUAUAAUGAUUGGUUCAGAGCAGCUGGAGAGAAAGAAUUAGACAGCAAAUUGGAGCAGUUGCGGGAAGUAUUGAAAAAACUCCCCCCAGAAAACUACAACAAUCUCCGAUACCUUGUACAGUUUCUGGCAUGUUUGUCAGAACAGCAGGCUGUAAACAGGAUGACUCCAAGUAAUAUUGCCAUAGUGCUCGGACCUAAUCUACUGUGGCCUCGUACUGAGGGAGAAACCUCCCUGCUGGACAUGGCUUCUGCCUCCUCAGUCCAGGUUGUGACAGUUAUGGAACCACUUAUACAAUAUGCCAACAUCCUGUUCCCUGAAGAAAUUGAUUUUGACAUUCCAGAGCUGCCAGAGCUGUCUCCAUCUUUACCUCAGAGGAGCCUGUCUGAUAGCAUCUUUCCUUCCUCUCCACCUGCCUCUGCCCAUGCCUCUGUCUCAAAAACUGACAGCACAACUUCAUCUAACGACUUUGGGCCAGCGGUAAUCGUCAAGACAGGCCCACUCAAUCGUGGUGCAACAGUAUGGGAGAGUAAUAUUCCUCCUCCAGUCAGUCAAUCAUCUGCUCAGGGCCCAAGUCCAAAUCCAGUACCCUGUCAUAAUCAGCACCAAGUCCAGACCAGUCCUCAGACCCAAGCCCAGCCUCAGAUCCAGACUCAGGCUCGAACUCAUCCGAAGACUUCUAGUCCUGGAGAGGGUAGCUCAGGACAGGCUCAUGGUUCACCUGAGCCCACACUGAAAAUCACAACUCCAUUUAAACCAAGGAGGUCUUUCAUUCAGCCUAGGUCAUACAGAGAAUCUAUGGCUAUAACCUAUGGCAAAUCCAAAGCCCCCAUUUCUCCCUUGAGCCAGGUUGGAAUUUCUCCAAUGCCAGUGCCAAGAAGCUUAGCAUCAGCCCUUCCCACAGUUCCUGAAGCACUUGCACAGCCUGUGGCCAAAACCCAAGCUCCACCUGCCCCUUCAGCUUCACUGCCCGAAGCAGGGCCACAGCGAAAGGCCCCUGGCAAAAGACCCAAAAUCCCGCCGCCAUUACCGCCCCAGCAGCUGCCCAAGCAGCUCUCAUCCUCAAUCCAGUAAGUCCAGAUGCAUCCAUCUGCCGAUCUAGAGACCAGAAGCAGGUCUAGACAUGCAGUUUCAACAACGUAAUGUGACUUUAGAUUUAACUACGAACAUCUUGUGUUAAUGUAACACUGUUUGUGUUAUUUAUGUGCCAGUGUUGUGCUAGCAUAAAAUUUAAAUAGCUAGCUAGUAUAUUUUUUAGCUGUUCAGUCAUCUUAUACUUAAGAUAGUUUGACACAUCUGAACUUCUUUUCAGGGUGUAUAACUUUACAUUUAGGGUAUUAGUUUUCAUUAUGACUUAAAAGGCAAAUUCUUGAUGAUUAACAAUUAAGUUAGCAACGUUGGCUUUUAGCUAGCUAGCUGUUAACUUCAGCUGUGAACAGGUAGUCCAAGUAACCUUAAUCAUGACCCUAACUCUGAGGGGGGUACAAACCACAGCAUGUCUUGAAACAGCAGGUCUAGAACUGCUGCUGGCCCUCUGGCACCUCAGUUUAAUUUCAUUUUUCAGUGACUACCCCUCAUCCCUCCCAAACUGUGUGUUUACAACAUACAUAACACAAGCGCUCACUUCCCGAUGGAAGUGUGGGGUAUCGUUUUAAAACAGAACUCCCAACUCUUGUGAACAUGAAGUUAAAAUAUUUUGUCACCCUAGCAAUUUGCACUGCAGUUAGCAAUGGCCUAAGCACUCUGCCAUCAGGGUAAGCUGAGCUAGCAUUUGUUAAUGUAAGUUCCUUAAAGUUAGUUAGAUAGCUUUACUUUAGCUUCAGCUGGCUGCAGGUUACUGAAAACUUUUGCAAUUCAUGGGCACAGACAAAAAAUUAAAUACUCACAUAUGGCUAUAUGUUAGCUAAAAUCUUGUGCAUAUCUUGUUUUUUGAGCUGGGGAUAGCUCUUUGCCAUAGAAUUGUGAUAAAAAAUCAGUUAAUUCAGUUUGAGUCAAACCAAAGGUUUGCAGGGCUACCAGUAUAAACUUUCCUUAACCUAUUUGAGAAAUGGAAUGCCCUUCAAGACAGAGGCUGAUGGAGGCUCCUUAAAGGGAGGGACAGAGGGGAAGUCUGAAAGCCUUUCUUUUCAAGAGGCAUAAUGCAGGACUGGUCUGCAGAUGGAUGAUGUUAAUAGAUUAAGUCCAGCCCACAAAUGCCAGCUCAUGUCAUACUUGUUCUUUUGAUGAAGUACAUUAAAAAU